AUAUCCCAAGUGUCAACGCUAACAAUACGCACGCGACCCACCAAACUCACAGACAGAUAAAGCGAUCGAUAUAAUGAGCACCUUGACGAUGGCGGUGCCUGUAGAUGCUGAAGUUGUAAUAGCUACAGUGGUGUUGGACAUCGCGCGCGACUUCCUUAGCCUCGCGGAUGCCUUGACGACGGAACCACGCUUCGCCGCCCAAGUUGCUUCUGUAGCGGUUCAUGACGAGUUCUCGCGCUUCAAGCUAUGGGCAGGAAACAUAGCAGCGCACCAGAAAGGCAGACGAUCCUUGGAGUAUCGAUUACGUGAUGCCGCCCAUCUCAAAACAGAGACUCAUAACCUGCUUGAUGCUCUUUCAAGCGCUUUGCAUAAUGCUUUGGCGAUCGUCAAAGGGGAGAGGGUACCUUGGGAUGACUUCUCCGGCUCUGACUCUGAGCUGUCUGACGAUGACGAAUCGAGCAAUGACCUCCAGGGGAGCACAGAACUCAAACAGUUGUUGGCAAGCACCAGGACUGUAAUCACCUCUUUAUUUCGGCUCUCGAUGGCUAUUCGCGAUCCCGCGCCGAAUAGUCAGUCAAAGAGCACCAUCACUAUCGACAAAUCCUUCUAUCAACAGCAUGACAUUCAGCACGUCAAAGAGAAAUUUAAGGCUUGUCCGGAUUAUUUAGCUGAAAGGUUAGGCCGAGCCAUAUCGGGAAGAAGACAGUAUCUCAGUUACCGGGAAGAACAUCACCAGAAGUUAGCUAAAAACAUCGAAAAGAUUGGGUACGAGAGGCCCAUCACAGAGUUUACAACAAACAGCACAGAAGCAACUAGAUUAAAACGCUCUAACAGCCUCAACGUUUUUGACGAAGGGGAUGAUGCAGCAUCGCAGACCUCCUAUGCCACUUCAGUCAAUGCUACCAUCAGAGUUCCACCAUUACCUAAAGAAGCACGUAACAAGGAAUUCUUCGAAUGCCCUUUCUGUUUUCUGCUUGUAUCGAUACAUACUGCCACCGGAUGGAAGCAACACAUGUAUCGAGAUCUCCAUCCAUACUGCUGCACCUAUGAGCAUUGUACAACAGCCGACCGGCUCUACGACUCUCGAAGGUCUUGGUUUGCACAUGAACUAAAAGCUCACCGAACGUCCUUCGAGUGUGUCGAGGGAUGCGAGAAGACCUUCCAGGUGGACUCGGAGUUCGAGAGCCAUGUGCAGAAAAACCAUCCAGACUUAGCUUCAUUAGAUAUGCUCUCGGCUCUCAAACGCACAUCAGCGAGAAAUGCCAGCCUUAUGGAAUCGACUAUAUGCGACCUAUGUGGCAGAACACUGACGCUUAGAACUCUACAGAGACAUUUGGGGAGCCAUCAGCAACAGCUGGCUUUAUUUGCACUUCCACCAAAUCUUGACGACACUGAAGAGGAUCUAAAAGAUGACGAAAAGGAUGCGCUGAAUCUUGACGAUGAAGAUGAUGAUGAAGAUAUAUCUGAUAUAAGCGACGAGCAAGAUCUAGGCGAUGUAGGCGAUGUAGGUGAUAGCGAUUACUAUGAGGCUACCAACGCAUCGGCUGGAAAUUACGAAGAGACUGUAUUGCAGGCGAACCCGUAUGCAGAGGUUCACUCAAGACUCAAUCAAUCUCCUCACGAUUUUGACCCUGUAGGGUAUUGGAAGGCAGAGGAUAUGACCUCCGAUGUUCACGAUUUAUCUGAAUCGCCAUUGCCACGAUCUGCACACGACUUUGCUUCUAAAGCUGUGGGAGAUCAGUCUGAUAAAUCCAGUAGCAGUUCUGAUGUAAAAUCUACACAGAAACGAGAACAUGUCAGCCGAGAACGUAUUACGAAUGAAAAAGGGAAAGAUAUCUCGAAAGAGACUGCAGGGUUAUCACUCGUACAGGAGGUACGUACAUAUUACCCCCCUCUAUGUUUGCGAUGCUCUUACAGCAUUACUAAAUUAUGAGCAUGAGAAGCUUGGGUGUGACAGCUUCUCUGAGUGUUCUGGUCUCGUCUUAUUAAUAUCAAUACACAACUUUGCUGACUUUGUGUAAUAUAGGCUACUAACAUUGAAAUUCUACAACAGGAGCU
Molecule: messenger RNA, 2058 nt
Organism: Cucurbitaria berberidis CBS 394.84
Lineage: Eukaryota; Fungi; Ascomycota; Dothideomycetes; Pleosporales; Cucurbitariaceae
Exons: 4
Coding region: 74-1933 (619 amino acids)
Source: RefSeq, a predicted model, not a curated record